UAGUGGGUGGCAAGUGAAUGCUCAGGAACGAUAUGUCUGAACAGAAACAGUACUGAAGGCUUGUCUUGAGAAGAGGUAAUAGGAACAAAAACAUUGGUUUUCUGAAUGGGGGGUUAAUUUUGAUGAAGUCCCUUUGAAGAUAAGCCAUCCAUAAUGGGAGAAGUUUUGAUCUUGUAAAGCUGUUCUUCUCAAGUGAGCAAACUUAGUGAACAGUCAGAAUGAAGGUGAAAUGGACCAAGUUAGGGAUGGUGGUGUUUUUCCUGCUUUCCUGUGUCAUGACUGGAUGUUUUGUUUGGCAGUACAGGAUGCCAAAACUACAAACAGUAGAAAUUGAAGAAAGAAAGGGGGUGAAAGAAGAAAAGAUGUGCCCUCGCUUCCCAGAGCCUGUACCCUUGCAGCACCCUAUUGCAGUGCUCAAGGAGGCCUUAGAACAGAUAGAUACACUUUUAAGGUCAAGUAUUGACAACAUCAGCCUACCAGCUCUUUCUGCCAUUGUGGUUUUCAAUGACUCUGUGCUAUGGAAUGGACACUUUGGCAAACUAAAUGGAAGUAGCCCUUCCUCACCUUCACCCAAUGAAUACACAGUGUAUAGAAUUGCCAGUCUGUCAAAGAUCUUCCCUACUCUGAUGUUGUAUAAGCUUUGGGAGGAAGGAAAGAUUGAAUCCUUGGAUGACCCCUUGGAGAAAUAUGCUGAGAACUUUACCGUUAAGAAUCCCUUGGGGAAGAGAUGGGACACAGGCAUACCACUUGCCCCGGGGCCCCGCUUUCCAUCUCUUACCUUACGCCGCAUGGCCAGCCAGCUGUCUGGAUUGCCUAGAAGGCUGAGAGCAACCAGUCUCCUUUGGGAUGGAGACACUGAGUCCGCCACUGAUUUGUUAAAGGAUGAUGUCCUAGUGGCAGACCCAGGCACGAAAUGUCACUAUAGCAACGUGGCCUUCUCUUUGUUGGCCAACGUGUUGGCCCAGAAGAUAACAGACUCAGACUAUGAGCAAUGGGUGUCUGAAAACCUCCUGUCCAAAGUAGGGAUGGAGGACACAGGCUUCGACAUCACCCCAGGCAUUCAGAACCGGAUGGCUGUGGGAGUGUACAGCAGUGGCAAACCAGCUCCCCUCUACGACCUGGGUUGGUACCGCCCCGCCGGUCAGAUGUACUCGACAGCAGCUGACAUGGCCAAGUUGGCUAUGAUUCUGCUGGGGGCCUAUAGCCGGCCCUUUCUUCGGCAAGACACCCUGAAGACCAUGCUGACCCCUCUAUUCCGCUGCCACGAUGGCUACUUUGCCAAUUCCACUGGCACGCCCUGGGAAGUCAAUGAGCAGCUGGGCUACGAAGUGGUGAGGAAGGAUGGAGAUUUGGAUGGAUACGCAGCCACCUUCUCCCUGGUCCCACAAUUAAAGCUUGGACUCGUAAUUCUGAUGGCAGGGGUACGACCAGGGAAACAGGACCUUCUCACCCAGGCCUACAGCUCCCUCAUCCCUGCCAUGGAAAGCGCCUUUAGGGAUGCCCGACGUAACCUCACUCCACCGCCCGACCCAUUGCCCUACGUGGGUGUCUUCACCUACAAGAACAUGACCUUCUAUGAGAUCAAGGUGGAUGUGGAUGGGGUUUUGAUCAUGCAGCAGUUUGGGCCCCAGGUGGACACCUCUGUGCCAGUUAAGUACAGGACUAUCAGGCUGGACUACCUGGAGGAGAGGGUGUUCAGGGUUGUGUUUGAGAGGGAGUAUCCCUGCAAACUGAAGGUCAACAGCGCCUCCGUGUCACUUGAGGCCCAGGACAGACAGCUCUUUAACUUCUAUGUCUUCAAUAAAAAGAGGCAGUCCCCUGGAUUCGACUCCCCAGGAUUAAACACGUACAACGUGAUCCGGAUAUUUCGUCGGCCAAUAUUUACCAAAUAAACUCAGAGCACAAACAUGAACAUUACCAAGAUGGAAGUGAUUGAAAUAUCGUCCAUCUAUGCCCAUCGCUUACCAAUCAGUAGCUUUUCUGUUGUAUGGCAAAUUACGUUUUCUUCAAGGGCAUAUGUAUGAACUUCCAAAGUUUAAAGUUCAUUGCACCUGAGUGACUACAAAACUAGGAAAUACAACAUAGAGGUUCCCAUGACAAAGUGCCCCCUUGACUCUUGAGGGGAGUGGGAAGAAAGGAAAAAAAUCUGAAGACUGGAGAAAUACUUUUUAUCGAUAAGACCUUUUUAUACCCAUUAAGCAAUUUGAAAUGCCUAUGUUUGAAUGUGGAUGAAGCCAAGUAAAUGGUUGUGUAUUUUUUUAAACUCUAUAGCAAUUGUCAGAGGGCCUUUUUUUAUGAGUUCUGGAGCACUUGAUCAGGUUAUUUUGCAUCUUCUAUGCAGUAUAUGUGACAUGAAGAGCUAAUAACAAAUGUUUUAAGCAUUUAGCAUCUAGCCACCUAAGGCAAUGUCUUCCGGUGAUUAUGAUGAACACAUUUCCUUCUGAAGCACACGGCAUGUUACACCUAUUCUUAGACUUUCCUUCUCCUUGUCUAUAACCUUUCCGAUUUAUUUAAAGAUUGCCUCCGGUAAACCUCUGUAAUCCCCUCAGUUCGCCCAUGUAAGCAGUGACCAAAAGACAAAUCACCACAGGAGCUGGAAACAGCACUUUAAAUGUAAAACUGUUCAAUCGACAAUGAACAAAUGAAUGAAAACUAUCUUUCAAACAUUUAACUCUGGGAAUUACCUAAAGCCAGGAUAAGCAAGUAGCCUGAAAAUUAAAUGGAAUAAAACAUAAAAGCAUAUUAGUGCAGUAUGGCUUACAGAGUAGUUUCAUCAACCAAGUCUUAAAUGUAUGUUAUUGCAUAUGUUUUCAAAUAGAUGUGGUAAUCCUUUUAGCUAAAUUCAAACAUAGGAGGAUGAUUACUGACAGCAAAAAGUUACGUACAAAAAUUAUAUUUCACAUUAAAGACAUCCAACAGUUCACAUGCAUUACACACAUCCAAUAAAACACAUUUCAUAUCCAUUAGUUCCUCUUUGAUAUUGCAACUAUAGGAACGAUACC
Osmerus eperlanus (European smelt) is the source of this 3002-nucleotide messenger RNA. RefSeq names its product lactamase, beta-like 1a (gene lactbl1a). The transcript has 7 exons. The record is from RefSeq and is a predicted model, not a curated record. NCBI's taxonomy places the organism in Eukaryota, Metazoa, Chordata, Actinopteri, Osmeriformes, Osmeridae. Bases 219 to 1892 code for a protein of 557 amino acids.